GCAGUCCACGAGCGCACAGAUCUGCGCCUUUUUUUUUAUUAUUAAUCCACCCUUCUCUUCUCUCUCUGAGUUAUUGAUCGGUCGCUUUUCGGAUUGUCGCCGGCCGGACACUUGGAGAGACUUUUUGUUGAUCUGAACGCGUGAGCGAGCAGCGCGCAACCGGACACCUGCGCGUCCGCUUCGGCUCGUGCAGAAAUGUUCCUCUGAUCCCACAGACUCUGAGUGGAAUUUUUGGGGGCUCGAUCGUGCCGUGGGUCCGUUUGUGUGCGUGUGUGUGUAUGUGUGUGUGUGCGUGCGCGUGCGUGUGUGUUUCUGAAGACCAGACACGCUCCUCCUGAUCGGCUGUUUUCUCAUUGCGAUCUGUUUCCAUGUUUUUAGGUUUAUGUGAUAUUUUCUAAAAAAAAAAAAUGCAUCAUCACCAUCAUCAUCAUCACCAUCAUCAUCAGAGAAUGGCCGCGUUAGGGACGGAUAAAGAACUCAGCGAUUUACUGGAUUUCAGCGCGAUGCGAAACAGCGAUUUGAAAAUGUUCCCCACGUCAAUGAUGUUUUCUCCUCCUGUCAGCGGCGGGAAGAACGGACCCACGUCUCUAGGAAGUGGACACUUCUCUGGAUCAAAUCUGGAGGAAAGAGCCAGUACGUCUUGGGGAAAUGGAGUCCGGGCCACAAAGAAUUAUGCUGACGGCUCUCAGUACAGUCACAUGACCGGUCGGGACCUGGGGUCACAUGACAGCAUCUCUCCACCCUAUUCUAAUGCCAGGCUAGCAGGUAAAUCGGACAGAGUGUCGUAUUCAUACGGAAGAGACUCCAGCAUUCACUGUCAGUCGGGGCUCAUGGGAGGUGAAGUGGGGAUGGUCAGUCCAGAGACGGUUUCUCCAACUAAACUGGGCUCUCAGUAUUACCAGCAUUAUGGAGGAAACCCACGGCGGAGAACACUGCACAGCGACUCGAUGGAAGUCCAGACGAAAAAAGUGCGCAAAGUUCCUCCUGGACUGCCUUCAUCAGUAUACGCACCGUCCGCCAGCACUGCCGAUUAUAACCGGGACUCACCGGGUUACCCGUCCUCUAAAGCACCGGGCAGCAGCUUUCCCAGUUCCUUCUUUAUGCCAGACGGUCAUCACAGUACAGACCCAUGGAGCUCGUCUGGAAGUAUGAACCAGCCCGGAUACAACAGCAUGCUGGGAAACUCAACACACAGUGCUCAGAGCAGCAGCUACUGCGGCCUGCAUCCACACGACAGACUCAGUUAUCCGUCACACUCGUCGGCAGAAAUCAACCCCAGUCUUCCUCCCAUGUCCAGUUUCCAUCGCAGCGGCGGCUCCAGUCACUACAGCACAGCGUCCUGCUCCGCGACCACCAACGGCACAGACGGCACCAUGGCAAAUCGAUCGUCGAGUGCAGCCGGAAGCAGCUCUCAGACUGGAGACGCUUUAGGAAAGGCUUUGGCUUCAGUGAGUCUGCAGAUUUAUUCCCCCGAUCACACCAAUAACAGCUUCUCGUCCAACCCGUCCACUCCUGUGGGAUCCCCGCCCGCACUCACAGCUGCGAGUACGGCUGUUUGGUCCAGAAACGGUCAAGGAGCUUCGUCCCCCAGUUAUGAACCACCGCUGCACUCACUGCAAAGUCGUAUCGAGGACAGAUUGGAGCGGCUGGACGAUGCCAUUCACGUAUUGCGGAGUCAUGCGGUGGGUCCAUCCACGGCGAUGCCUGGCGCUCAUGCGGAUAUGCACGGAAUGAUCACGCCGUCACACUCUCACAACGGGGCCAUGGGCGGAUACAGCUCUGGGCUGCUGCCCUCCAACAGACACUCGCUCAUGGUUGGCCAUCGUGAGGAGGCUCUGAGAAGCGGACACCCCAUCGUGUCCAAUCAGGUUCCUGGAUCACAACUUUCUGUGCAGGCGGCGACUUCCCCUGAUCUCAGCCAGAGUGACCCGUACAGAGCUCUGUCGGCGGGUCUGGGUCAAAGCACGUCGUCUGUGAGCUCCGACAUUAAAUCUGAAGAUGAAGGAGAUGAAAACCUGCAGGACAGCAAAUCCCUGGACAAGAAGGACGACCUGGACAGCAAAGACCUCAAAAGUUUAGAGAGUGCUAACGAUGACGAGGACCUGACGCCGGAGCAGAAGCUGGAGCGGGAGAAGGAGCGCCGCAUGGCCAAUAACGCGCGUGAGCGUCUGCGUGUGCGCGACAUCAACGAGGCCUUCAAGGAGCUGGGCCGCAUGUGUCAGCUGCACCUCAAGAGCGACAAACCGCAGACCAAACUGCUGAUCCUGCACCAGGCUGUCGCCGUCAUACUCAGCCUGGAGCAGCAGGUCCGAGAGCGCAAUCUGAACCCGAAGGCGGCGUGUCUGAAGCGGCGGGAGGAGGAGAAGGUGUCGUCAGACGGUGCUCCGCUCUCAUUGGCCGCCGCUCACCAUGCAAUGGGCGAGGCGUCCAAUCCCAUGGGACAAAUGUAAAGAGCCACACCCCCGUAAAUGGUCGAAGCUGCCAGAAUUCAUCAAAAUGAUGAGCAAUCACUUCCUAUGACAGCGUCAUUUCUGCCCAAACAAUCAACCAGUGGACCCGAGCGCCGCCGUCCUGACUGAAGAACACUGUAAAUGAGGGAAAAUCAGCAGUAAAGCGGCGCCGUACCUUCCUCCGAGCAUUCCCUGUUUUUACGUAUACACACACACACACACAUGCACACACACACACAUACUCGAGGGUGGAUUUCUCCAAACAUAUCAUGGCGUUGGCGUGUGGAGAGCGGAUCCUGUAGCUGUGCCUCAUGGAGAAAAAAAAAAACUGGAAAAAAACGCACGCAAUAAAGGGACCAGAGUAAGCGCAGAGAGCGUGGAGCGUUUUUCAUCAGUCCAUCCAGCCCUCCAGACCCCGAAAGAUGCAAUUUCACCACCAGAAAACUUCAACCGACGUGCCUUUUAGAGCUCAUAUCAUCACCCGACUGGAGGAGUAUGGAGCCAGAUUAGUGUCAGAAAUAAUUCACGCAAAAAUCCAAACAAAAAGCACCAUGUGUAGCCAAACUCACAUGCAUGAAAUCAAACUCACAUGCACGUUAUAUUCAUAUAUAUAUAGACAUAUUCACAAUAACAAUUCAUGUGCACAGAAUAAAACUGCAUAUAUAUGCAAAUGGCACACAUGCCAGUUUAUUUGCGUGCACAUUCAGUCAAAGAGUUUAAAAGACAUCAUAUGUGAACAUGUUUUUCCCCGUUCACCAUGCUAGGUAGAGGAUUAAAGGUGCAGUGUGUGGGAUUGACACCUAGUGGUUGAGCUAGAUUUUGCAGUGUAAAUUCAAAAUAUUGGAGAGGAUAUUAUUUUUAAUGUACGGUGCCUCCGAUGACCAUACAACACACAGAGGUUGCCAGAUUGAUGACACCAAUAGGGAUGAGCCAAAAGCAAAACUGUGCAAAGUAUUCACGCAAGUAUUAUUAUUAUGAAUAUUAUUAUUAUUAUU
This is a messenger RNA of Danio aesculapii, 3445 nucleotides long. RefSeq names its product transcription factor 4-like. Gene Ontology annotation, biological process: regulation of transcription by RNA polymerase II. Gene Ontology annotation, molecular function: protein dimerization activity; RNA polymerase II cis-regulatory region sequence-specific DNA binding; DNA-binding transcription factor activity, RNA polymerase II-specific. NCBI's taxonomy places the organism in Eukaryota, Metazoa, Chordata, Actinopteri, Cypriniformes, Danionidae. Gene Ontology annotation, cellular component: transcription regulator complex. The record is from RefSeq and is a predicted model, not a curated record. Bases 408 to 2450 code for a protein of 680 amino acids. The transcript is spliced from 20 exons.